AUUCCUGUCAAACUUAUUAAAUAUCGUUAUCUCAUUACCUUGUCUCAUAAGUUUCUUAGCUCAACUCUCUAUCAUGAUAAUUAUACAAUAGAGAAUCUCUAUGGAAGCAGCCGCUGUUUCCCGAGCCGCUUUCAAGAUAAAGCGAUUAAUGGCAGUAAAAUGAACACUCGCCAGAAAGAAUCGUGCCUGCGUCGGUGAAGUCUCGUCAAUCGCAUUAUUGUCUUCUGAUUUAAUUAUCAUUACAUGGAAAAGUGUCCAAGUGAUUCAGUAUUUGUAAGUACAGGAUGUAUAAAGAUGCGAGUUCCAAUGGUGUCGAUAAGGGACGUGUUAAUCAGGUCUUUGAAGGUGACGCCAAUGACAGGAAUUCAGGACAAUUUGAAACAGCAGAAAGUUCGGUAAAGUCAGAAAAAUCAGAAUCGACACUUGCACAUGGCGAAAUAGAGCAACGUACAACAUGGACAAACAGUAUAGAAUUUUUGAUGUCCUGCAUCGCCCUGUCUGUCGGUUUCGGAAACGUAUGGAGAUUUCCAUUCGUUGCGUAUGAAAAUGGCGGUGGUGCAUUCCUCAUACCUUAUAUAAUCGUCCUUUUCUUGGUUGGCAAGCCCUUUUAUUACCUGGAAAUGGUAAUCGGUCAAUUUUCCAGUAAAAGCUGUGUUCAAAUUUGGCGCCUGUCACCCGCCUGCGUCGGUGUCGGCUGGGCCCAAUUGUGUUCAUUGAUUGCUCUAGCUUCUUAUUACUGCGCACUCAUGUCACUCACAUUAUAUUAUUUAAUUAUGUCAUUCUCUGCCGAAUUACCGUGGGCAUGGUGUAGAGAAGAAUGGGGCGAUUUCUGUGUUGCCUCCGGAGUACAGCGCAGCGCCAUUACUACUAAAGUUGUAUCUGACAAUGCUACUUCGAGUACAAGUAACGACGUAUUGGAGAAGCUUCGUUUACUUAAUAUCACCAGUUUCUCCAGUUCUGCUGAACUUUAUUUCACUAAAAUCGUUCUCAAGGAGAAGGACUCCAUUGAUGACGGCAUCGGCCUACCCAACUGGGAACUAACUCUCUGUCUUGCCGCUAGUUGGACUUGUGUUUGUCUGGUUUUAUCAAGGGGCAUCAAAAGUACCGGAAAAGCUUCUUAUUUUCUGGCGCUGUUUCCAUAUGUUGUUCUUAUGUCGUUAUUGAUACGUGCUGUCACCCUCGAUGGCGCUGGAAAUGGCAUUUUAUUUUUCAUUAGUCCUAACUGGGGAAAAUUAUUGGAUCCUACUGUCUGGUAUGCCGCUGUUUCUCAGUGCUUCUUUUCACUGUCUGUAUGUUUUGGUUCUAUCAUUAUGUACGCAUCGCACAAUCAAUUUCGACACAAUGUCUAUAGAGAUGCUAUGAUAGUGACUAGCUUGGAUACUGUUACUAGUCUGAUAGCCGGAUGUACUAUAUUUGGUAUCCUUGGCAAUUUGGCACACGAAACCGGAAGCGACGAUAUUAGUUCAGUCGUCAGACCCGGCACGGGUCUUGCAUUUGUUUCUUACCCGGAUGCUAUAGCGAAAUUUACUGUAUUGCCGCAACUAUUCGCAGUACUCUUCUUCUUGAUGAUGUUCGUACUUGGAGUAGGAAGCGCAGUCGGAAUUACAUCAAGCAUAACUAAUAUAAUUGGUGAUCAAUUUCCAAAAUUGAAAGUCUGGCAAAUUGCACUCCCAACCUGUUUUAUUGGUUUCUGUGUAGGGACCAUUUACGUUACACCGGGUGGACAAUACAUUCUGACUCUUGUGGAUUAUUAUGGCACGUCUUUUGUUGUCUUUGUCUUGGCUGUUUUUGAGAUCACUGGAAUCAUAUGGAUUUAUGGCUUGGAAAAUAUUUUGAACGAUAUGGAAUUUAUGCUUGGACGUCGAGAAAGUAUGUACUGGAGAUUGUGUUGGGCCAUCGUGACUCCAUCACUUCUCUUGACUGUUUUUAUAUAUACCAUGUUUAAGCUUACACCCGUUACUUAUGGCGGAGUUGAAAUGCCGACGACAGCUCAUGCUGCAGGUUGGAUCUUAUUCGCAUUUGGCGUUCUACAGAUUCCAACGUGGAUGGCGAUCACAAUAUUUAAAAAUCGGGGUUUGCCGUUCCCUUUGAUGAUAAAGAAUGCUUUUCGACCUGCCAAAAAUUGGGGACCAUUAUUGUCGCAUCACAGAGAAGAAUGGCUAGUCUUCAAGGACGAGAAGAAAAAUCUGAAGAAGUCGAAGAAGCAGUCUCGAAUAGUUCAACUAAUCUUCGUGAUCUUGAAUAUAAAUGAAAAGUAGAACGAUGCGAUUUUUUUCAACGCAAUUUUUAAUCUAAAAUCCACUUUAAAAUGCCCAUCACUUUUAUCUACAUUUGAGAACGCUUUAUCGAUCUACCUUGUGAUAUCGAGAAAAAAAUUAUCACUAGCGUCUACUGGAACUGUGAUUGAUCAAUGAUAACUUUUGAUCGAGCAUGAUGUAUCAAUAAAUUAAUUAAUGUUUAAACGAUAAACCCAACUUAUGUACGAUACAAUGAUAUACUUUCUAUGAAAAAGAAAAACAUUUAUUAAAUAUUUAUAAUACACAAUAAUUACAAAAAGGAAUAUCAUCCUUAUUAUUCUAUCUCUAUAAUGAUUUCAUUGAGACUGAUAUAAUAGAUAAAAAAUUGAUCAGAUCUUUAUCCGAUCUAUACUGCUGUAUCAUUUUUUAAUAUUAACCCUUUCCCUACGGACGCCGACUAUAGUCGGCGGCCGCGAGACCACCUACGCUGACUUCGUUGGUAGCA
This is a messenger RNA of Cephus cinctus (wheat stem sawfly), 2742 nucleotides long. RefSeq names its product sodium-dependent nutrient amino acid transporter 1. Gene Ontology annotation, cellular component: membrane. Gene Ontology annotation, biological process: sodium ion transmembrane transport. Gene Ontology annotation, molecular function: L-amino acid transmembrane transporter activity. The record is from RefSeq and is a predicted model, not a curated record. Lineage: Eukaryota; Metazoa; Arthropoda; Insecta; Hymenoptera; Cephidae. Bases 285 to 2258 code for a protein of 657 amino acids. The transcript has 9 exons.